Molecule: messenger RNA, 1431 nt
Organism: Danio aesculapii
Lineage: Eukaryota; Metazoa; Chordata; Actinopteri; Cypriniformes; Danionidae
Gene: admb
Product: adrenomedullin b
Biological process (GO): adrenomedullin receptor signaling pathway; positive regulation of heart rate; regulation of systemic arterial blood pressure
Cellular component (GO): extracellular region
Molecular function (GO): adrenomedullin receptor binding; hormone activity
Source: RefSeq, a predicted model, not a curated record
GUCACAGCUGAAUACUCAUCCCUAACCAACCAAGACGCUCUUUGGAAAUACACUAUAACAAGGACUUCAUCAGCACUUGCAGUCAAUUCUAAAAACCAGACCAAAUUAUCAGGUUCCAUCCACAAUGAAGUCCAUGCUUCAAAAGGCUUUCCUAUGGUGCAUGUUGACCACACUUCUGCCGUGCAUCACUAGCAAACCUCUGAAUGGAGAUGGUUUGAGAAGGUUCAGUGUUUGGCUUCAGAGUAGGGUGAAGAGAGAGAGAAGCGAGAGCGACGUGACAGAUUUGCUGACUCAGAGAAACUGCGAUACAGAGUCACUGGUACCACAGCACAGAAAUGCGAGAGUAAAGCGGACAGAUCCAGCCUACUCCAUUAAAAGAGUGGAAAGAGCGGGCUGUAAUCUGGCCACCUGCUCAGUGCACGAGCUUGCCCACCUGCUGAACAUAAUGCAUGCAAAGACCAACAACGCCCCUACUGACAAGAUCGGCUCAAAUGGCUAUGGACGGCGACGGAGGCGUUCGUUACCAUCAAAUCACCCUGCAUUAACCUUCCAUGAAGGCCGUCUACAGCUGGCAUGGGUUCGAUCCAUUCUCAAAGGGAAUUAAGGAACCACACAGGAACACCUCUGCGGUUUGUCCUGAGCCUUUGAUUUACAUUGGCUUGGUUUACUGAGAUACUUCUGAUACUUCGUUUGCUGAACGUUAGUGUACUUCCUUCAGGCACAAAGGAGCAACUGGAGCAUCCUUCUCUCCAUCCUCUGCCCGAUGGGUUGGACAGAGAAGGAUUCGGGUCAUGGUUGUGGAAAAAAAGGAGUGCUAAAAAUGACUUUAAAAAAACUUAAGGGUUCUAAGCAAUUUGUGGUCAAUGCUAUGUGCAUGUGUCAUUCAUGUCAUUGUAAUGGCGCUUUGGGACUUGACUCUCUGUCUCUUCUGCAGCACUGAUGCGCCCUCUGCUGGAGAAUGAAGAAACUGCCCAGGACUCUACCAGCCCACCAUUUUCAUUGAAGAAGACAGAGAAUUGCAAGAGGAGGAAAGACUGAACUUUACGACUUAAAGCUAUUUACCUUGGGGGACCAAUGAUGAAGACUUUUUGUUGUCCUGGGGGACAUCCACAUACUUGAAGACUGAUUUAGCUAUGCUACGGGAGCUGUGGCAAUAACUCAAUUUAAUACUAUGUAGUAUAUUAUGAAUGUGUAUAAAGAUGUAUAUUAUGAAAUACUGUAUGUUAAAAGUUCAUAUAUUUAUAUCUACAUACUGUACAUGUAUUCUUAAGAUAUUAUUUGUGUUUAUUGUGAAGUUGUUUAUCCUGUGAGUUCAUAUCGAUAUAAAGAGAUGCUUUUUUUCCACAUGAAUCAUUCCAUAAUGUGACAUAAUGUGUGUUAAUGAAUUACCUAUUAAACUCCGGAAAGAGUAAGGAAAUGUUUUCGUCUCAU